Leptomonas pyrrhocoris is the source of this 4323-nucleotide messenger RNA. RefSeq lists its product as hypothetical. The coding region runs from base 157 to 4323 and encodes 1388 amino acids. The transcript has a single exon. NCBI's taxonomy places the organism in Eukaryota, Euglenozoa, Kinetoplastea, Trypanosomatida, Trypanosomatidae. The record is from RefSeq and is a predicted model, not a curated record.
GUAUAUCUCUAGUGUCCAGAGCACGUCACGGUGGCAAGUGGUGUUCUCUCUCCGGUUUCUUUUGUAUUUUCUCUUUCCGAGGUGCAAAUAGGUCGGUCCGUUUUGUGUAUUCUCUACUGAACGGAUACUAUUAUUCCUCCCCCUUGCAACAGGCCCAUGCACGCACUUCCGCCGAUCCGAUCUGCGCGGUCAAGCAGCGGCAGCAGCGCCAAAAACAGAAGCGACACGGUCAGGGCCUCCGAUGUAUCCUCCUCGGAGACUUCGCAAAACACACGCGACACGACGGCCUCCGCGGCAGACGGCAUCAACCGCAACAAGCUUCGGCAAGAGGCAGGGCGACGCGUCCAGCACAUCACGCACGGCGUGGCGGAGCAGCAGACGUACCUCAAUAUGCUCCAGCACAUCCGUGGCCAAUUCGCUCACACGUCGCCGCUGCCGCUGCAGCCACUCGUGCUGCCGCCGCAGUGGCCCUCGACGGCGCGCCCACGGGAGCCGCAAACCGCAAAGUUCUCGCGGGGCAUUGCCCUGUACAAAAACCUGCAGAAGCACAACGAUGCCGCGCUGCCGGCUUCUGCUGCUGUGAGGGAAGGCAGUCAUACCUCGUACGAUGCCUCGGCUGCUGGGGUGGGCAUGACGAAGGAUGCUGACUUAAAAGCUGCUACUGUGGCUGCUGCUGCGACGGACGGCACGGCGAGCUACGUGCCAACGGAGCUCCCUUCCACGCCCACCAACUUUUCCCGUGCGCAUCGCUGGGAGACGAUCAACACGGACGAUCGCACCUUUUUCCAGCGUCGUGCCUUGGACGCUCUCGAGCGCAACUCCGUUACGGCGGAAGCGGAGGCUGAAGAAAACAUCGCGGACGGGCGUCGAAUGAGCGGCGACUUGGUGGAGGAGGUGGACCUCUCUCCGCUCGAUGAGCUUCCUACCCUGCAAGAGAAGGUGGCCUAUCUGUCCGACCUGGAGAGCGCGAGCCGUCGGCACGUCAUGGCGUACGAGAGGUGGGAUCAGCAGGUGAUAUCAGAGAUGAUGGCGGUGCGCUACGUCACGUUUGUGCUGAAGCCCAGCAUGGACGCCCUGCGCAUCGAGGAGACCGAGCAGCGGGAGAAGAUCUACCAGCACGAGGACCUCCUCAGCUUCUACCUGUUUUACGAAUCCCCUUUUGUCACGGCCAUUGCGGAGGGGAUUAAAGCGAUAAAGGCGCGCGAGAUGCAGCUGGAGCGUAUUCUCGGCGUGCGGGCCGCCUCGCAGCAGCGGUUGUCACAACCGAGCGUCAGCGUCAAUGAAAGCAGCUCCGCCACCGCAGAGGGCGGCGAGCUGAGCGGCGCACGUUCGUCGAGCACGUCCUUUCGAGCACCGAAGCCUCCUGCAACGAUGCCGAGCGGAAACACAGCUGCUGGUGGUGGUGGUGAUGGCGGUGUGCCGUCUCCUGAUGCUCGCCGCAUCUUGCAGCAGUACGUCCGACAUCGCUAUGGGGACUCCAUUGACGCUGCGGCUGCGGCGACCGCUGCUGCGCCUCUCUCGUCUCCUGCGAUGCCGAAAACGUGGUCGCCCUCGGCCAACGCGACCUACCCCAGUGCGGCCAACGCCGAGACGAUCCGGCGUCCCUCUGCGCUGGUUCUGCCCUCGCAGCCCUCGGCGCACGCACCGCGCCGCAACGCCGUGGGCAUCGCCGACUACGUGGCCUUGCUGGAUGAGUGCAUGAGUCUGCGCGGGCACAUCGUACUCGCUGAAAAGAAGUCCCGCGCCGACAUCAACCGUGCCUUCUACGAGGAGCAGCAGGUGGUGUUGGAGUGGCAGCGGCGGCGCAUGCACCUCGAGCGUCUUACCUACUGGCGGCAGCAGCGUGAGGAUGCGGUGCAAGACGAACUUGCUGCCCUGACGGAGGUCAAUGUCGGCGCCCCGCUUGACCCGAAAGCGGUGCUGCUGCUGGAGUUGCUGGAGGGGGAGGAGGAGGACGCCCGUGCCGCCCUCUGCGCCGAGGAGCGGCGCUGCAGCGAGGACGAGGUGUGGGCGACGGGCCAGGCGCUGCGUCACCGGCACGAACGUCAUCAAGUGGAGAGAGAAUGUGCGGCUGCGUUUGACGGCGGCGUACGGGCAGGCGAAGCAGCGGCAGCACAGCAAAUCCUCCUCCUCGAGGAGGCGAGCCUGCGUGGCAUCAAGGAGAGAGGGGCGAGGCAGACGAUGGAGCAGGAGCUCAGCCACGGCAUGGCCCAGCUGCAGGCGCUGUGGGAAGUCAGCGUGAGUCCGGCGCAUUAUGCUUCCCUCGGCGUGCUGCAGUCUGCUUUCCGCCGCUCCCUGCGUGGCCGACUGGGCUGGCGCGCCGCGAACCGCGCCCUCGGUCGUGAAAUCAAUCACGCACGAAAUGCCAAGAAGAUAUCUGCCGGGCAGCGUACGCUCCAGUCCUUCAAGGAUACGCUAGAGGCUGAGGAAGCGCAGCUGCUGCGGGAGCAGGAGGCGCAGCAAGUCCAGGAACAGCACGUGCUGCUUGCCGGGGAGGCGGCAGACCGCGUCGCCAUCUGCUCGGAGCAAGACUUGAUUCGACAGGGCAUCCGACGCGCCAACGCGCUGCACGUCGCACAAAUAUACCUCCCCGUAUUCCAGCGCCUUGUGGCUGCGGAGGAGGUUGCGCGCAUGCAACUCGAGGUGGAGGGGGAGUGCGACGAGGAGGCGCUGCGGCGUGCACAUGUGACGCUGACGGACGUCGUCACCCGCAAGGCUCGUGCCCGCAACGACGAGGUGGCCGCCCGCAAGGCGCUCGUGGCGGAUGAGCGGGCCGUGUGGCGCGAGCUGCGCAGCGCCGAGGCGGACGCCCGGGAGGAUCUGCGACUCUGUGCCGAGGCGGACGAGGCGGUGCGACAGGCGGACCGCGACUCGUUCGUGGAGGCGGCGCUGCAGGCCAGUCGCGACUACCGCGGGGGGGCCUUCGCCGCCUACGUGCGCCAAAUAACCGAGGCGGAGCUGGAGGUGCUCGGGUACAUCUCCACGGACUCUGCGGAGCGUUGGGCCAUCUGCGCGGAGGAGGCGAAGGCGGCGACGCUGCUGGUUUCGGAAAUGUCCGCGCAGGCCUGCGAGAUCUUCGCUCAAGACCUACUCCACACGCGUCAGGAGGACUUUGACCGAGAGCAUCGACAGGCCCUCUGCGUGGGAGAGACGGAGAGGCGUGCGGACAUUGUACUGACGCAGGCGAUUGACUGGGAGGCGUUGAAGCCGGCGCUGCUGGAGACGCUGUCGGGUCCUCUGCGCGACUUGAUUGACCGGCGUGCUGCGGUGAAUGCGAUCAGCACGUGGUUCUCCGCCGUGCGCAACGGCGACAUUGGCAGAGCAGUGUCGCGGCGGCAGCUGCACGACGACCUCACCCGCUACCGUGAGGAGCGCAACCUGCGCACGCAGCAGAUUUCGCAGCGCUUGCACACUCAGCAGGUCCGCGAUCAGCUCGAUGCCUUGAUGCGCGAGAUACGGCAGGAGGAGACCGAGGUGGUUCAGCAGCACCUCGACAUUCUCGUCCACCGCGAGGAGCCGCGGGGUCGGGAUGAUAUUGAGUCGAUGCAGGAGAUCGUGUUUGGCAUCGUGGUGCGCAACGCAGAGGCGCACACGGCAGAGGUGCGACGGCAGCUGGUGAACACGGAGGCGCUGCUCUGGCAGCAGGAGUCGUACGAGCGCAAGCUGCUGAUCAAAGCGAGUCGACGCGUUUUCAAGGAGCUGAUGGAGCGGGAGCAGCGGCAGCUCAGUGAGGAUUACUUCGCCUCUCGCAUUCAGCGCACGUGGGCGGCCUACGCGGCGCGCAAAAAACACGCGCAGGUCAUGGCGGACCAACGCGCACAGGUGUGCGCAUUAGAGCAGCAGGCACGCGUGGCUGUGCAGCUGGAGGAGUUGGAGGAGGCGACCUUGGACGUUUACAAGCCCUGCGAUGCCACCGUGUUCUUUCACACCUACGUUCAGCAGUCACUCACGCACGUGUAUGAGAAGCUGUGCCUCGCUAUCCUCGCCUCCACCAGUGCACGGGAGCGGCAGGAGAGGGCGUCCCUGCUGUGGGAGAUGCGGUACGACAUGUGCGACUUUUGCCUUUGCUCUGAGGAGGAGCGUGCGCGCCGUGCCGUGGCCGCUGACUUUCAUAAGCCCUUUCGUCUCCAAGAGGAGCUGCUGCAGACGGAAGCGCGAGAGCGCCGGCUGUUAGUGGAGGAGCGCACGUCCUUUCUGCUGCGUGUUUUUGCACGUACGGAACAGGCGCACCGGCAGGAGGUGGCGGCGGAAGCGACGAGGCGGUUGACGGAGGUGCAGAAGGAGCUGGACGAGGCGAAGUACAGGGCGGCGCCAGAGCUUUAA